AUAAAGUUCAAUGUUCAAAAAAUGUUACCUUAAAGACGCUGAGAGCUUAAAGUAAACGUGCAUCUAAACGUGCCAAAACUUCUUUGUGAUGAACAAAUGCCUUGCUAACAUCUGUCAGUCAUUUAGCAGUGCAUGUUUAUUGUACUGGUGCUUGUUCAGCACUAACACGUUUGGUUCAUGUCCCUGUUUCCAGAGAGCAGAUAUAGCCGUCGCACCAUUAACAAUCACGCUAGUGCGAGAGGAAGUCAUUGACUUUUCCAAGCCCUUCAUGAGUUUGGGCAUCUCCAUUAUGAUCAAGAAACCUCAGAAGUCCAAGCCGGGUGUGUUCUCCUUCCUGGACCCUCUGGCAUAUGAGAUCUGGAUGUGUAUCGUUUUCGCCUACAUCGGCGUCAGCGUGGUGCUGUUCCUCGUGAGCCGCUUCAGUCCCUACGAGUGGCACCUGGAUGAGACUGAUGAAGCCAAAGACCCCCAGACCCCUCCAGACCCGCCUAAUGACUUUGGGAUUUUUAACAGCCUGUGGUUCUCUCUAGGGGCCUUCAUGCAGCAGGGCUGUGAUAUCUCACCAAGGUCCUUAUCGGGCAGAAUAGUGGGAGGCGUCUGGUGGUUCUUCACCCUCAUCAUAAUCUCGUCCUACACGGCUAACCUGGCUGCUUUCCUCACCGUAGAGAGGAUGGUCUCUCCCAUAGAGAGCGCUGAAGAUCUAGCCAAACAAACAGAGAUCGCAUACGGGACCUUGGACUCAGGAUCAACCAAAGAGUUCUUUAGGCGUUCAAAAAUAGCAGUGUAUGAAAAAAUGUGGUCGUACAUGAAAUCGGCCGAGCCUUCCGUCUUCGCCAAGACCACGCCCGACGGGGUGGCACGGGUACGAAAGUCGAAGGGCAAAUUCGCCUUUCUUCUCGAAUCCACCAUGAACGAAUACAUUGAGCAGAGGAAGCCCUGCGACACCAUGAAAGUGGGCGGCAAUCUGGACUCUAAGGGCUAUGGUGUGGCCACCCCCAAAGGCUCAGCAUUAAGAAAUGCUGUUAACCUGGCAGUUUUAAAACUGAAUGAGCAAGGCCUGUUGGACAAAUUGAAAAACAAAUGGUGGUACGACAAGGGAGAGUGCGGCAGCGGGGGAGGUGACUCCAAGGACAAGACAAGUGCACUGAGCCUGAGCAAUGUUGCUGGCGUCUUCUAUAUUCUGGUGGGUGGACUAGGGCUGGCCAUGAUGGUGGCUUUGAUAGAGUUCUGUUACAAGUCACGUGCAGAAGCCAAACGGUUGAAACUCGAAAAGAACGCCCAAAACUUUAAGCCAGCCCCACCAGCCAACACCCAAAACUUUGCCACGUACCGAGAAGGAUACAACGUGUACGGAACAGAGAGCGUUAAGAUCUAACGAGCGGCAGACAGGCAGCGUGGUGUGACACCUCACAGACACGGCUGGAUCUUCAGCAGGGGUCGCCCACUCUCUCCAUACACAUCAUCUCCAGCCGACACGGCACGCUCACACAAGACCACGGCCCGCACGGACCGCCGCCAGAAUUGGAAUCGAUUUCUUCAGUGCCUUAUGGAAUAUUCAGAGUAUCACACUGAUGCAAACUCACGGCAGAAGCAUCGCAUCGCUCCAAUCACAUAAAACCCACGGAAUGCCAUCAUCACCAUCAUCAUCAUCAUCCUCAUAUCUGUGAAAUAAGAACUCCAUGGACAGCGAGAAAUAAAGCCAUCACUUGCGAUCUUAGCACACCGAUUGAGCCGAUCUGACUCGAGACGUCUUCUCUGGACUUUGUUGGACCCGGUGGUCGAGCGAACGCUUGUAAUACUGUAAAUUUGCUUUCACACUCGUUCAAUCGGUGUAUUCAUUUAUCAGAUUAUGGAUCGUUUCAAUUCCAGAUCAGGAUCUUGUCAGUAUAUCGUGUGCUUUUCUUUUGUCUGAUCUAUAUUUCUCAGAAGUUCAGAAGCUAUAAACCCCAUUUGACCUUCAAUAAUGGUGUUUCACGUCUCGUGCGUGAGCUUCAAGAAACCAAAAACCACCACACGGUUUGAUUCAUUCACUCACACUCUUACACACGUACUUACAGACAAACUUCCAAGAUUUUGUAGUUAUCACAGCAUACUGUACAAGAAACUGAAGCUAUAAAUCAAUCACAUUAUUGUAGAUAAACCGCAACUCACAAAAGGACAUGGCUUUUACGAUGUAGUAUUUGAUUACCUCACGGUUAAAGUCGAGCUUUGAGGUUUAGUUUUAUUUGACAAGCAUUAUUAGUGUUUGGUGAAUUAUUUAGCAAACGAGUCUAGGAUUAAUAACAUUUACAAUAGAUUUAUAAAAGGAGCUAACGGGAAGCUAGCACAUUUACAUUUGCUGUGACAUUUUUGUGUUGGAGAGAAGGAAAACCAACUGUGACUCCACGGGACCGAGGAUGCGGCCCAUCCCGUGACCAUGGACAGAUAGUUUUAUAACGAAAAGCUUUUAAAAGACUACAAACGUGGAAAACAGAUCUGUACAUUUCUAGUGAAGAAUUCCCAAGCGAGUGACUGAAUUCCCAAAUUUUCUAUCUGCAUGCGAAAACUUGUGAUUGCCAAGUAAAGCCCUGCGACUUCCAUUAGUUUCUAGAAGGUCGGUAGAAAGUGGGUUUCAGCUUUCGUAUCUCGACCUGUAAAACUGCACUUCAGCCCAGAGGACGUGAUGUAAGAGGUGCAUGCGCGGCUGUCGUUCCCCGAGCCCCCAUAGCGAGGCCUUGUACAAAGAAUUUUAAUACAUUUUGUAAAUAAAAACAAACAAAAAAAAUGUA
Messenger RNA from Carassius auratus (goldfish), 2768 nucleotides. RefSeq names its product glutamate receptor 3-like. The transcript has 6 exons. The record is from RefSeq and is a predicted model, not a curated record. Gene Ontology annotation, molecular function: ligand-gated monoatomic ion channel activity; signaling receptor activity. Bases 89 to 1375 code for a protein of 428 amino acids. NCBI's taxonomy places the organism in Eukaryota, Metazoa, Chordata, Actinopteri, Cypriniformes, Cyprinidae. Gene Ontology annotation, cellular component: membrane. Gene Ontology annotation, biological process: monoatomic ion transport.